CUUAAGGAAAUUUUAUGGUCAGCGGAAAGGGUAGUUGCCGCAAGAAGCACCAAAGACACUGACCGAUUCCGUUGGAGAAAUGCUUUUUUUUUGGUGGAUCAAAUCUCUAUACCACCACCCGUUGCACCGCCUGUCGCUGAGACGAGCAACAAUCCACCCAAAAAAUAUAAAACAAGAAACAAGGGCAAAAAAACCAACGUAUGGUUGGAUAUUGUUCAUUCAUCCCAAGUUGCUCAACCAGCCGCCUUUGAUAUGAUCAAUACCGGUGGGACAACCACCUUUGCUACUGGAGGGUCAAGUAAUCCUG
This is a messenger RNA of Racocetra persica, 307 nucleotides long. Lineage: Eukaryota; Fungi; Glomeromycota; Glomeromycetes; Diversisporales; Gigasporaceae. The record is from the annotation of a GenBank genome assembly.